Molecule: messenger RNA, 1164 nt
Organism: Leucoraja erinaceus (little skate)
Lineage: Eukaryota; Metazoa; Chordata; Chondrichthyes; Rajiformes; Rajidae
Gene: foxi2
Product: forkhead box I2
Exons: 2
Coding region: 15-1154 (379 amino acids)
Biological process (GO): cell differentiation; anatomical structure morphogenesis; regulation of transcription by RNA polymerase II
Molecular function (GO): RNA polymerase II cis-regulatory region sequence-specific DNA binding; DNA-binding transcription factor activity, RNA polymerase II-specific
Source: RefSeq, a predicted model, not a curated record
CCCGCCGGUGGAUUAUGAGCUCAGUCGCCCUGCCUGACCGCCAACAUUCAAACUCGGCCCACCACGGCGCCAAAAGCGCGCAGCAGGUGCCCGGCGACAUGGCCGUGUACUGCGACAAGUACAACAUGUAUCACCAGCAGAACCUGCACGGGUCGCAGAGAGGGCCCAGCUACCCGCUGGGUGAAUACCACGGAGCCAGCAACCCGUACCUCUGGCUCAACGGGCCGGGCACCAACGCGUCGCCACAUUACCUCCACGGCAGCGGCUCGGGUUCCUUCGUGUCCCCUGCCUACGGCGGCAGCCAGAAGCAGUUCUUGCCCGCUUCCCCGGGCUUCACCGGCACCGACCUGGGCUGGCUCUCUCUCACUAGCCAAGAGGAACUCCUCAAGCUGGUCAGACCUCCUUACUCUUAUUCCGCGCUCAUCGCCAUGGCCAUCCAGAAUGCCCCGGAGAAGAAGCUGACCUUGAGUCAGAUCUACCAGUACGUGGCUGAGAACUUCCCCUUCUAUAAGAAGAGCAAGGCGGGCUGGCAGAACUCCAUACGCCACAACCUGUCCCUCAACGACUGCUUCAAGAAAGUGCCCAGAGACGAGGAUGACCCGGGGAAGGGGAAUUAUUGGACCUUGGACCCAAACUGCGAGAAAAUGUUCGACAAUGGGAACUUUCGCAGGAAAAGGAAACGGAGGGCUGAUUCUAACCCGGGGGUCGGCCACUCGCUGGCCGCUAAAAGCCAGGACAUUGUGGGGUUGCAGAUCCCGGAGACACCGUCUGUCUUGCUGGACGCGGCUUCUCACGACCCCGAUCACUCGCGGGGCCCCGCCGCCGCCGCCGCCGCCGCCGACCACCCGAAGCUUUCGGCCAGCGCCUGUGUCAACGGCUUCUUCAACGGCAUGGCUUCCAUGGCUCGGCCCAUGUCCGCGGGGCUGAGCAGCGACUUUACCCAGCGAGGGGCUGCCCCUCUGGGCUCCUACUUGUCCAGCGGCCCUCGAUCCUCACAGGAAGCGGCGGACGGGGGAUCGGACGCCUGCCAUCUCAACCGCUCUGCCUACUACAACCCCUUCCCCGGGGGCCAAGGGAACCAAUUCAACAGCCACUUCUACAAUAGCUUCAGUGUAGACAGUCUGAUCUACCCUAGGGAAGGUGCUGAAUCCUGAACCCCCCCAA